Messenger RNA from Aspergillus vadensis CBS 113365, 1367 nucleotides. RefSeq lists its product as uncharacterized. The record is from RefSeq and is a predicted model, not a curated record. The transcript has 2 exons. Lineage: Eukaryota; Fungi; Ascomycota; Eurotiomycetes; Eurotiales; Aspergillaceae. The coding region runs from base 141 to 1367 and encodes 408 amino acids.
CUUCUCCAUUACAUCUUCUCUUCCGUUCUUCUCUUCGUCUUCAUCCUCUACUCUCCUACAUACAAGCCCUACAUCAAUCUCAAUAACCUCAGUCCUCUACCAUCCAAUUCCUUACUACUACAAGAACAAUCAUACACAUAAUGGAACCUCACAAUCCAACCACCAUGAACCAAAGCAUGGCACAGCCCAUGAAUCAAACUAUGAGCAGCAAUCACCAAGUCCAAACCCAAACCCAACCCAAGAACCAACCUCAAAUUCAACCUCAUAUCCAACCUCAAGCCCAAACCCAGAUUCAACCUCAAAUCCAACCCGGACCCGAAAUCCACUUCAUCCCCUACCCACCCCAAGCCCAAUUCCAAGACCAGCACCCCCAAACCGAAAUCCUCCUCCACAUCGACGCCAACAACCACCCAAUCUGCAUCCUAUCCAACACCUCCCAACCCACCACAACCACAAUCGACCCCAACAUCAUAAUCAGCAACCCAACCUCCUACAUCCUCGCCUUCCGCGACCCCCACUCCCUCUACCACGCCUUCACCAACCCAACCACCUACACCCUCCUCACCCGACACGCACACUACAUCCGACUCUACCUCCUCCACGACCUGCAAAUCGGCUACCUCCCAUGCUCCCCACACCCACUUCCCUUCUCAUCCCAGAACCGGGACAGCCUGUUCUUCUUCGACUGCGCCACUGACCCCAACAUGCACUACAUCACCCCGCCCCGCUUGCCCUGCAUGCCCAGCGCCAGACACCCCGUGAUGCUGAACAACGAUUGCAAUAAUAUCUGCGCUAUCUCGUGGCCCGGCUUUGAUAAACUCAUGGGUGAUUGGCGCGUCGCGUGCAGGGCUAUUCCCCGGGGUCAUGAUGUUUGGUAUAUGGUCUUUAAUUUGGCGUCGAGGGGUGGGUGGGUGCCUUUGGGUGUGGGUAGGUCGUUGCAGUUGCUUAGUACCGCCGUUUGUGUUAAGGAGAGGGUUAAGGGGAGGUUUCGGUGUGUGGUGGAUGGGUGUGCUAGGGGGGUGGUGGAGAGGUUUGAUGGGUUUUUGGCGGCUAAUGUGGCCAGUUUGGGGUGGGCAGUUGUGGGGGAUGAAGAGAUGGGGGAGGGGGAGGGGGAGGUUAAGGUUAAAACUGAGGAGGGGGAGGGGCGUGUGGAGGGAGGUGUGAAGGGUGAUGGUGGUGGUGCUGGUGUUGGUGGUGGUAGUGGAGGAAAAGGAGGAGUGAUUGUUCAUGCAGUGAUGGUGGAUGCAAUGGUGAUGCAAUGGUGCAGUGGGAAGUAUGAGGCUUUGUUCUAUGCGACUGGGGUGUCUAUUGAGAUCAAAGGGUUUGAGAAGGAGAGUAUUGGCUUAUCAGCUCAGGUGGAUAAGUGA